Molecule: messenger RNA, 600 nt
Organism: Symbiodinium sp. CCMP2456
Lineage: Eukaryota; Dinophyceae; Suessiales; Symbiodiniaceae
Source: the annotation of a GenBank genome assembly
AUGGAAGACUCGGGCAUGGAAGGGUGUCGCCUUCGCCUACGCAAUACUUUUCUCGAGGUGACCUCAGAGGAGGACUUACAGACUUCGUGGAGCAGGUUUGCUUCUUGGCCUUGUGCCGAGAGUCAUGCACCAGAACAACGAGGAGAGUCGAUGAUGCGCUUCGACGAUGGGCCGCAGGUCCCGCAGUCCCCGUCUUCGUCCACCGUGGAGACGGAUUUCACAGAGUCGACUACCCAUUCGAGUUCAGGUGAAUGCAACCCGUGCCUCUUCUUUGCGAGCUCCGCAGGGUGCAAACAUGAGAGUUGCUCGUUUUGCCACAUCCAUCCUGCAAGAAAGGAUGGUCCAACAAGACGUGCACGCAAGCAAACUCGCGACAAAUACAAGAGCCAGGUCAUGCAGUUGUUGGCGGGCAAUCAAGAGGACAUGCAGGCGCAGCAGGUGAAGCUUCAGAAGCUUGCCAACGGCAAUUGGUUUGUCCGCGCAUACAUUCUGGCCUGCCUGAAUGGCCACGAAAAUGUUGUCGACGGGGGCAUCAACCGAAUUCCUGAGGAAGAUCGACGUAAAGUUCUUCAACCUGGGCCCGUCCAACGCACAGAGUGA